CAAUGGCCAUCGCCUGGUCCGACUAGGGGCUAGCCCAAAGCGGUUAGAACAGCCCCUGACCCUCAGGCACAAGCGCAGGCCACCAGGCAGCCACAUCCAUCGCUCCUCCUUUUCAUUUUUCCGGAUCCACGCCUGCCCGUGCCCAUCGCAAUGAGGGUCCGUUUUAUUCCAGUCGCCCUAGUGGCUGUCGGCAUAGUGAUUUUGAGCUGGGCCGCGCUAUCUAAAGCCUGGACAGGCUCCGGUGAAAAUGUGGCAUUCUGUGCGGAUUGCUUAGGCUACGUUAGAGAUGUCGAUACGAUGUUCCAGAAGAAUGCUGGAGCUUGGGCCAACUCGCAGUUUCUCCGAUAUGCGCUCGAUAAAUCCUGUCGAGGUCGGGUGCUGAUCAACGGUCGAUGUCUGCAGUAUCGACGCAGGCUUCUUGAGAAACCAGCGAUUUUUAGAUCACAACUUGAUAGUCCAUAUGAGGCCUGUAUGGCCAUCCAAGCCUGUAAAUAGAUCACAUUAUCCUGAUUUCUGUCCUAUGCCCGAUCAUCCGUAUCGAGGUCUGCUGUAAAGUGUCCUUGGCAUCCCAAGUUUCAUGUUGUUGAAGGCUGGAGAUAGAUCUAUCCUUGGUAACACGCCAGGCACCCCUUGAGUUUAGG
This is a messenger RNA of Aspergillus welwitschiae, 641 nucleotides long. RefSeq lists its product as uncharacterized. The record is from RefSeq and is a predicted model, not a curated record. NCBI's taxonomy places the organism in Eukaryota, Fungi, Ascomycota, Eurotiomycetes, Eurotiales, Aspergillaceae. The transcript has 2 exons. Bases 151 to 495 code for a protein of 114 amino acids.